AUGAUGAUAAUUAUAUUUGUCAAAUUUAUAUUACGCGAUCGUUUUACCUCAAGAUCGUUCAUAAACUUUAGGUAGUCCUUGAAGAUUGAUGUGUCCCUACACGUUCACUGACUAGUCCCCGUCAAGUUAACCUAUACCUCAGCGGGUAAGGUUUACGAACGCACCCCUAGUAGUCUCGUAACGUUUAUGGCUCCUGUGUCCUAACUUGACCCGAUCUAAUCCUUAUCCUAACCUGAUCCAACUCGAUCUAACCUAGACAAGUUGGUCGGCCUCGGCUAUCCGCAGAAUCCGCAUCCGCUGCUGCCAUUAAUCGUAGUCUCUCGCAAAGUCCGAAGCUAAAGCGAUAGAGCGAUGACGGACGCGGCGGACUUACCGGGCGCUAUCACCGGUCAGGGUCAGAGGACGGUGUCGAGGCUGCUGCGGCAGCGGGCCCAGGAGUUCCUCGCCUCGCGGAAACACGCCAACAACCUGCUAGAUAUAAUCGGUCAUUGGGACGAGUCCACGUGUUUAUGCCUGCUUACGAUAGAAACGGUGUUCGUUGAGGUACUGAAACGUGGGGACAUGUACCACGAACGUUCGAUAACUCUUACUAUUUCGGAACCUAGUGCCGAAUCUCGCUAUAUAACUUGGCUCAGAAAUUGCUAUGAGGAAGUUUGGAAAAAGAUACUAGCAUCUAUGGAAAAGUGUCGGUCAACCACUCAAUUGCAAACCCUUACCACUGCAAUAAAAUUGCUGGCAGAAGAGGGUAAAGCGCCAUUAGAGCCACGUGACCAAACAGGUUAUUAUUUUCCUUUGCAUCGUUUGAAGCCUAUUCUCAUGACGCUGCUUUCACCUGAAAAGGACAAUACAAAUUUAAUAUCGAGAUUUCAAGAGAUCAUCGAAUACCCCGAUGCUUUGUAUUAUACGUGGAAAUGUCUACCCUCUCUCACCCCAAAGAGGCAACCGCAAGAAACGUAUAUUAAGAACUUAUUAGAACUUAUAGAUAAAAUACCACUGCCAAAAGGAGAAGAAGAAUCUAAAGUAUCGGACAAUAAAGAGCUCCUUUGUGGACCACAAGAUGCUACAUUCACAUGGGAUCAAUCGGCCGUUAAGCGUGCGUUAAAUAAAGUUUGGGGCUGCGUUAUGCAUUGGGAACUUACGCCGCAAUUACAUAAACAGUUGUUACUGGUUUUGCUGGAACGAGUCAUGCCGCAUUUAGAAAAACCGAUAUUAUUGACAGACUUCCUAAUGGACUCCCUAGAUAUUGACGGUCCUGUCGGCGUGCUAGCCUUGCAAGGUGUAUUUGUACUGGUCACCAAACACAAUCUAGAAUAUCCAAAUAUUUUCACCAAGCUGUAUUCAAUGUUUGAACCAGAGAUUUUUCAUACCAAAUAUAAGGCUCGUCUGUUUUAUUUGUCUGAUUUGUUUCUCAGCUCGACACAUUUACCGGAAGCAUUGGUAGCGGCAUUUGCGAAACGACUCGCACGUCUAACGUUGGUCGCACCUCCGGAGGAUAUCCUAAUAAUUCUCCUUUUUGUGGGUAAUCUUUUACUCCGACAUCCGGGAUUAAAGAGGCUGAUUGAUCAUCCGCAGGGCAGCGAAGUCGCCUCUGGUGCAGGUGAUCCGUUCCUCAUGGAGGAACGCGACCCGUUAUCGAGUAACGCGUUGCUUAGUAGUCUCUGGGAAAUCCGAGCGUUGCAAUGGCACAUCCUUCCCAGCAUCGCCAGUGCAGCGCGUUUUAUUCGCGAGCCGCUGCCUUCUGUUGAAUACGAUAUGGCUUCUGCGUUGGAGCGCACCGGUGGCCAUCUCUUUGAUCGCGAAUUGAAAAAUAAGGUCAGGGACAUCAUGUUAACGUUUGAAAGGCCAAACUCUAUGGCGCUGCCAAAGGGGGAGAAGCUGCUGCAAUAUUGGCAACUCACGAGUACGCAUUGAUUUCUUUCCUCUGUAUACAACGUGAUCGCCAAGGUGCAAUAUACGUGAAUGGGAAGGCGUACUAUUGUCGAUCAUCAUUGAGAACGACUAUCCUCGCGGUUCAGAUGAAAAAUAGACAUUUUGCGUUUUAUACGACGUAUUUAUGAUGAGCGAAAGAGACGACAGGGUGUCUUUUUCUGCGCUGUUGAACAUCCAUGCUUAAAAUAACGAGUUUGUGCGUAAAUCAUUCAAUUCGCACAAAUGAAAAAAAAACUGCUUUACGUUAUUUGUUCUACAUUCAUCUUGUAUGUAAACCAAUAAUUUAUAUAUUUUUUGCGUAAACGAUGAGAUUCGUAUCAUUCAACUUUUUCGCUGUGUUCCUUGUAUAAUUUUAAUAAAAAUUACCGCUAUCUUGUUAUACGUUAAAUUUCUUUGUCAAACUCGUCUAUAGAUAGAUUAGAACGUCAACAUAUCAUAGAGACACGUAUCUCAUUGGCUUUUAUGUCUUACAUAUAUAAUUAUGCAAGAAAGGAAGGAAAUGUAAAUAUUGACUAGACGAACAUCAGCGAUAAAUUAAUCUUGAUACACAAUUGAGAUCAAUAUUUAAAUAUAAAAAUUCAAAUAAGAAAUAA
Molecule: messenger RNA, 2522 nt
Organism: Nylanderia fulva
Lineage: Eukaryota; Metazoa; Arthropoda; Insecta; Hymenoptera; Formicidae
Product: nucleolar complex protein 4 homolog B
Biological process (GO): ribosome biogenesis
Cellular component (GO): nucleolus; small-subunit processome; Noc4p-Nop14p complex
Source: RefSeq, a predicted model, not a curated record